AUGCGCAUCAGAUACGCGAGCUUUAGUGCCUAUAUUUUUACAUUCGUAACCAAUACCGCUCAAGUAUAUGCUUGGGGCGCUGUCGGCCAUGAAAUGACAGCGACUAUUGCUCAAAUGUAUCUUCACCCAUCAGUCCUGCCUCAGAUAUGCGCCAUAGUAUAUCCUUAUACGCCUCCAAAGGAACCAUGUCACCUUGCACCCAUAGCUACGUGGGCUGACAGGGUGAGAGGUCUGCCGCAAUAUCGCUGGGCUUCAGGAUUCCACUACGUUGGUGGCAUUCACGAUUGGCCACCAAGCACGUGCAUGUUUGGACAGGAUGGAUGGGAAGGACGAGACGGGGUAAACGUCCUUGCUGGGAUCGCCAAUACUACAAGAAUCCUUCGUGACUAUACCGCAUCUGGUGUCAACCAAGAUGGCUUUGAGAGGGUAUCUGAGAGCCUCAAGUAUGUUAUUCACUUCCUUGGAGAUCUUCACCAGCCUCUGCAUUUGACAGCAAGGGAACGAGGAGGAAACGAGAUCAAAGUUCACUUCCAUCGAAGAAUGACGAACUUUCACUCGGUAUGGGACUCUCGCCUCAUAUCGAAUGGUAUUCUCUCCACCCCGAGUAAUUACUCAAGACCAUUGCCGUACCCAGCCGAUGGCAUCGAAGACAGCCUCAGAGGAACAAUUUACGAUCCAUAUAUCCGUUCAAUUGUCUGGGAAGGGUUGAUGCAAGAGUGGAAAGAUGACCUAGAGGAGUGGAUUUCGUGCCCUUCAGCACUGUCCAACCAGCACGUGGAUCAACUUCGCUUUGGGCAAGAAAGCGAUCCAGCUAGGUGGGACAAUGACUUUGUCUGCCCAUACCAUUGGGCAAAGCCCACCGCAGCGCUGAACUGCAAAGUCAUCUUCCCUCCUGAGCUCGAUUGGGCACCAGGCUCAAAUGAAACCCAUCAAGCAUACGAGCUGGAUACCCCAAAGUAUGCUGGAAAGAUUCGCAAACUUCGUAUCCUGGAGAAGCUUUUAGCACAGGGUGGCAUUCGGACUGCAGCCGUCUUGAACGGCUUGUUCGCUCCUGAGGAGGCAAGACGAUCUGGCCUUCCCCUAUAUAUCAACAACAUCAGUUUGUGA
Molecule: messenger RNA, 1107 nt
Organism: Serendipita indica DSM 11827
Lineage: Eukaryota; Fungi; Basidiomycota; Agaricomycetes; Sebacinales; Serendipitaceae
Source: the annotation of a GenBank genome assembly